Armigeres subalbatus is the source of this 3184-nucleotide messenger RNA. It is a transcript of the gene Cpr, whose product is annotated as NADPH--cytochrome P450 reductase. Gene Ontology annotation, cellular component: cytosol. Gene Ontology annotation, molecular function: NADPH-hemoprotein reductase activity; flavin adenine dinucleotide binding; FMN binding. The coding region runs from base 378 to 2417 and encodes 679 amino acids. NCBI's taxonomy places the organism in Eukaryota, Metazoa, Arthropoda, Insecta, Diptera, Culicidae. Gene Ontology annotation, biological process: response to hormone. The transcript has 8 exons. The record is from RefSeq and is a predicted model, not a curated record.
GUACAGUUCCAGUGUUCGUCGUGAAUAGAUCGCAUAGAAUCCGCCGGGGAACAGCUGCCUCAUCGAACCGCAACAGUGUAGGAGCGCUAAUAGCUCCAACAGCUCAGAGUGUGGUGUGUUUUUAUUAUUGUUGGGUGCUUUGCGAGGCAACAAAAUAUAGCUGCUCGUGCGGCUUGUGGAUCUCGUUGUGGCGAAUCUUUGAACCCGCUCCGCUGCACUGCCGCCGCCUACCCUGACUGGUGGUUUCCGCUUUUGCGCUGCGCGUACUUGACCUUCCCCAUCAGCGUGCGUGCACCGUUCGGAGGAGGCUGAAUUCUACGUCUGCGAAUAGCUGCGUUGGAAAACUUCCGUCUAUAAUCGAACAGUAAUCAGUCGCGAUGGACGCACAGACGGAACCGGAGGUGCCACCGGCACCGAUCAGCGAAGAACCAUUCCUGGGCCCGCUGGACAUCAUCCUGCUGGCGGUGCUGAUCGGUGGCGCCGCUUGGUACUUUUUGAAGGGCAAAAAGAAGGACACACAAACUAGCCAGUUCAAGUCGUACUCGAUACAGCCCACCACCGUCAACACGAUGACCAUGGCGGAGAAUUCGUUCAUCAAAAAGCUGCGGUCGUCCGGGCGGCGGUUAGUGGUGUUCUACGGGUCGCAAACCGGUACGGCCGAGGAGUUCGCCGGCCGGCUGGCGAAGGAGGGCCUCCGCUACCAGAUGAAGGGCAUGGUGGCCGAUCCGGAGGAAUGUGAUAUGGAAGAACUACUUUCACUGAAAGACAUCGAUAAGUCGCUGGCGGUGUUCUGUUUAGCUACGUACGGCGAGGGUGAUCCCACUGAUAACUGCAUGGAGUUCUACGAAUGGAUUCAGAAUAAUGAUGUGGAUUUUUCGGGGCUGAAUUAUGCGGUCUUUGGACUCGGCAACAAAACCUACGAGCAUUACAACAAGGUCGGAAUCUACGUGGACAAGCGACUGGAGGAACUGGGCGCUAAUCGCGUGUUCGAGCUGGGACUCGGAGACGAUGAUGCAAACAUUGAAGAUGACUUCAUCACCUGGAAGGACAAGUUUUGGCCAGCUGUUUGCGACCACUUCGGAAUUGAGAGCUCCGGUGAAGAGGUGUUGAUGCGGCAGUACCGCUUGUUGGAACAGCCAGAGACUCCAGCGGAACGGUUGUACACCGGCGAAGUGGCUCGCCUGCAUUCGCUGCAAACACAACGACCACCGUUCGAUGCGAAAAAUCCUUUCCUGGCCCCGAUCAAGAUCAACCGAGAGCUGCAUAAAGCUGGCGGGCGUUCUUGCAUGCACAUUGAGUUCGACAUCGAAGGUUCCAAGAUGCGCUAUGAAGCCGGUGACCACUUGGCCAUGUAUCCGGUCAACGAUACGGAUCUGGUGCUAAGGCUAGGAAAGCUUUGCAAUGCGGAGCUGGACACGAUCUUCUCGUUGAUCAACACCGAUACGGACAGCAGCAAGAAGCAUCCGUUCCCUUGUCCGACGACUUACAGGACCGCGUUGACACACUAUCUGGAAAUUACUGCUUUGCCAAGAACGCACAUCCUCAAAGAAUUAGCCGAAUAUUGCAGCGAAGAAAAGGAUAAGGAGUUCCUGCGGUUCAUGUGCUCGACGAAUCCGGAUGGUAAGGCUAAGUAUCAGGAGUGGAUCCAGGACAGCAGUCGUAAUAUCGUUCACGUGCUGGAGGACUUACCCUCGUGUCGGCCACCGCUGGACCACAUCUGUGAAUUGCUGCCGCGUCUGCAGCCCCGGUUCUACUCGAUUUCCUCAUCGUCAAAGUUGCACCCGACCACGGUCCACGUGACGGCCGUGUUGGUUAAAUAUGAAACGAAAACCGGUCGCAUCAACCACGGUGUCGCCACGACAUUCCUAUCGCAGAAGCACCCACUGGACGGCGAGCCAUUGCCGCGGGUGCCGAUCUUCAUCCGCAAGAGCCAGUUCCGGUUGCCGGCCAAGACUGACACGCCGGUCAUUAUGGUUGGGCCCGGCACGGGUCUGGCGCCGUUCCGUGGAUUCAUCCAGGAGCGGGAUUUCACCAAGAAGGAAGGAAAGGAAGUUGGGCAAACGAUAAUGUACUUUGGUUGCCGGAAACGGUCCGAGGAUUACAUCUACGAGGAGGAAUUGGAGGACUACGUUCAACGCGGCGUAAUUAAACUGCGGAUAGCAUUCUCCCGGGAUCAAGCGCAAAAGGUUUACGUUACGCACCUGCUGGAAGAGGACAUGGAUCUGCUGUGGAAUGUGAUAGGCGAGAACAAGGGUCAUUUCUACAUUUGCGGUGAUGCCAAGAAUAUGGCCACCGACGUGCGGAACAUUCUGCUCAAGGUGCUGCAAACCAAGGGCAACAUGAGCGAGAGUGAGGCCACUCAGUACAUCAAGAAGAUGGAAGCCCAGAAGCGAUACUCGGCCGACGUGUGGAGUUAAUCCUGUUCUACCCCCUUCCUACAACCACCUGCCGCCUUCUCCUCCCUCCCUUCCCAUUUAUUUUUGCUUCCAUUUAUUUUUCUUCCCAAUAGUGAAAAAAACUCAGGUUAAAGGCUUCGCACCCACACCCAAAUCUACGGCACCGGUUCUGUCCUGUCCUUGAUAGUGAUGUCCCCCCCGACGUGGUACAAACAGUGCUACUUGUUAUUUUAGCUAUUUUAUUUAUGGCAUUCCUGUCAUGUUGUCGUGUUUUCUUUAUUCUUCAAUUUUUUUUAAAUUUAAUUUUUUUUUAAAUUCGAUGGCUAGAGACUCACUCACAUAGCACCGCUACUACCACCACAGUAGAAGAAUUGCGUGGGACUUUUAGAGGUUUCCUUACACAUUUUCGUUAAACUAAUUUCUUUUCGAUCGACAGUGAUAAAGUUUAACACAAUUUGUAAUUGUAGGUUAGUUAUUUCUAAUUAUUUUUUUUGUAUGUUUGUGAAGGACUAAACGUGAUCCCGCUUAAGCAAUCAUGUUGAAUGUUUAGGCGAUAAAGAUUUAAGCCAGCAAUCACAAACACAGACAAAGAGAAACGAACAAAACAAAAUGGUGUUAGAGAGUAUGUACUAACAUAGCGUGAGAGAGGGUCAAUCAAAUGAAAAAAGUGCUCUAGGUAAGACAAAACAAUAUAGUUAUUAGCUUAAACGAAUGUCGAGCGGAUGUGAAUGAUGCAAUAUACUUUUUUGGAGAUAUGUAUCCAUGUAUUGUUAAAUAGUGAAAAGAAA